CAGCAAUCACGUUCGGAACGGCAGCGAAUCCCCACCAUCAUACAGGAAAUGUCGCCAAAGGCCGGCGGAAUCCGCAGAAUGCCGGUCUCUAGGAUAAAGUCAUGCGCCCAGUGCCGUACAGCAAAGGCACGCUGUUCCUUGACGGCACCAUGUAUCAGGUGCCGAGACCGCAAUUUAACUUGCAAAUACGAGCAAGAGGCUGCAUUGUCUCGCAACGAUGGGUCUUGCUCGCCGAGGCCUCCGCGCCCGAUCGCUCCCGCCUGCCGUAAUCCAGCUGCCGGAGGUCUUGAGUCUGGCCCGGGUCUUUCGGAUGCCAGAGAAACUGCGGCAAUACCAUCUCAAGGCCAAGGUUUCCAGUCUAUCGGUUCGUCAUGCGCGUCGGCAUCGAAUCGUUUAGGCAACCCCGAGUCUUCACAAAUGACCUGGGAGGAUUUUGAUACCUCCAUCAUGUCUUUUUCCGACUGUGCCAAUGGCGGGGAUUCACUUAUCGCCCAGGUAGACCAGCAGCAAGCCCCCGCGAUGCAACGUUCUCUGGACUCGAUUGCAGAGGAUAUCGCUCUUCCCGGCGAAAUCAGUCUACCCUGGCUGGCGGGGCAACUAGAAGGGGAAGUGGUGAGCCAUGACCGACCUCACCGCACCGCUCAUGCCGGCUUGACCCCACACUCACAAGGACCAGUCUCGGACGUGGAAUCAAAACCCAGAAGGUACAAGGACAAGCUCAUAUGGCCUCGGAUAGGAUCGACUAUCGAGGGCUACUUCUCCAACACAGUCCUCCGGGGACAGAUCAUGUCGUAUCCCCAGAUGAUGUCCAAAGGCAACCGUCUCCCGCCGUUCAUCUUCCCGCGAUGCAUGAUGAGUGGUCCUGUCGCCUUCGACUGUGAGUUGCAAGGCGUUCAUCAGUGCCUGCCCGAGAUCCUAGCCAUCUGCAGCAAUAUGGUCCAACUAUUUGAGAAUCGAACACCAGCGAGCAGCUCAUUUGUCUGGAAGACAAUUUAUGCCGAGCAUGAGCGGCUCAGACGUGAAUGUGGAUCUUACGACAAAGAACGCCUGGUCGAGACUCUUCAGGCCACUGUUAUUUAUCUUCUUUUACAAGCCCAAGAUCCGGACUCGACAGAAAGAAACAACGUCAUCUCGCUCGUCGACACCGCUGCGGAACUGGGAAAAGCGGUGCAUCUAUCCUUCGAGAAUAGAGUUGAGUCAAGAGUCGUGGGCCUUGACAGGAAAGACUGGAUGCUGCGGGAGAGUGUGAGAAGAACCAUGUGUAUACUGUACGGCAUCGAGCUUCUCCUUGACGUGGUCAUCACCACAAGUAACCGCUACUGCGGCGGAUUUGCCAAGUGCCCGCUGCCGUGCGUGCGCGAUCUCUGGGAGCCCGUGUCCAACGCCGAGUGGGCCAGGCGGUAUAGGGAAUUCCACCCCGGCGGGGUGUCGAAAGAGGGGGUUUUGCAUAUAGACACCAUCCGAAUGGCUGGGCAGGCGGCGGGCAUGAGCGAAAUCAAUGAUACGGCCGUUGCGGAGCUCAGUCGUUGGUGCUCGCGGCUGGAUGAUCUGGGGAUGCUCGUCUGGACGGCGGUGCUCUCCGAGAGUAGGGGCAACUCAUAAUUAGGACCCACCAGGAAGCCCCAGUCGAGUACGGUACUAUCAGAGAAUUAGAAGACCAUUUGAACAUGGUAUGGGUGUUGGAUAGAUGAAUGCUAUGAUAAAUGCGGGUUUUGUCAUGCUAAUCAAGAAAGACCUCGCACAAGCUAGUGCCCUGUUUCUUCCCUGGAAAUAACCCAACGCUGGUUAGUUUUGCC
Molecule: messenger RNA, 1796 nt
Organism: Phialemonium atrogriseum
Lineage: Eukaryota; Fungi; Ascomycota; Sordariomycetes; Cephalothecales; Cephalothecaceae
Exons: 4
Coding region: 49-1602 (517 amino acids)
Biological process (GO): regulation of DNA-templated transcription
Molecular function (GO): zinc ion binding; DNA-binding transcription factor activity, RNA polymerase II-specific
Source: RefSeq, a predicted model, not a curated record